Molecule: messenger RNA, 4377 nt
Organism: Dunckerocampus dactyliophorus (ringed pipefish)
Lineage: Eukaryota; Metazoa; Chordata; Actinopteri; Syngnathiformes; Syngnathidae
Gene: gpsm1b
Product: G protein signaling modulator 1b
Exons: 14
Coding region: 731-2797 (688 amino acids)
Molecular function (GO): protein binding; GTPase regulator activity
Source: RefSeq, a predicted model, not a curated record
UUAAAUAAUAAGCCAUGGUAUCCAUUCUGUGUAGCUGCCACACUAUUCAUCCGUAGUGCGUUCUGAGGCAUACACCGCAUCCUUGCAGCACAUACUCAUUUGCUGUACAUGCUUUAACAGUUCUCAAGCAGGUCGAGUGUUUCUGGAACAAAAUUAAGUAUUUAACCUCAUUUCGAGACAUGAUUUUGACAUUUUCGGAAAGUCCUUUGUCUUACUGCUCUUGAGUCUUGGAUGCCCGAUGACCUAAUAAGGUUCCUGCCAGUCAGCAAAUAGUUGGAUUAGGCUGGGCCACUUAAUGCACUGCCUGGUCACGAUUGAGAAGGUAGAUUAGCUGUCCCAUCUCUCUCUGUUUCCUUCCGCUCUAUCUCUCAUCGAAUCACUCUGAAAGGUAGCUGUAAGUCUUUGUGCUAUCUGAGGACAACCAAAAGAAAGAAUACACAUUUCAAACUGAAAUGGUAAACAUUGAGUAGCACAACAGCUGCUGCUUCUUGUCGGUUGGCUUGGAUUACUUCAACAUUGAAAACAUGUUUUUUUAUUUUUGCCAAGAAACACAACUGGAGCGCCUUCGUCUUGGAAUCAUCCAGUCAUUCUGUUCUGUAGAAGCUUCUGGCUGACCUGAGAAGCAGAUGUGAUUUUUGGCUGUUUGAGAUUGGACUGCCGUAACCCUGGUGGACACUUUUGACAAAUUUCAGUCUUUGGGGAACUACUUUUGUCAGAGCGUCUCAUCCUGAUGGCAGCCGAGUCGUGUCCUCUAUCAGGGGCCGAGCGGGCUGUGUGCAGGCUGGUGCACCAUGGCCCCCGACCUCAAGCCAUGCUUAAGCCUUUACAUGUGGAGUUACAGGUGUUUGUGGACAAAACACUUGGCAAACAGAAACACAGGAUGGAGGCCUCUUGUCUGGAGCUGGCGUUGGAAGGGGAGCGCCUGUGCAAGGCCGGAGAUUUUAAAGGAGGAACGGCGUUUUUUGAGGCAGCUGUGCAGGUCGGCACGGAGGACCUGAAGACCCUCAGCGCCAUCUACAGCCAGCUGGGCAACGCCUACUUCUACCUGAAGGAGUAUGGGAAAGCCCUGGAAUACCACAAGCAUGACCUCACUCUGGCCAGGACGAUAGGGGAUAGAAUCGGAGAGGGGAAAGCCAGCGGUAACCUUGGCAACACCCUGAAAGUGCUUUGCCGCUUUGACGAGGCUGUGGUCUGCUGUCAAAGACAUUUGGAUAUCUCUCAGGAGCAAGGCGACAAGGUUGGGGAGGCGCGAGCACUUUACAACAUUGGAAACGUGUUUCAUGCUAAAGGCAAACAGCAGUUGUGGGGCUGCACCCAAGAGCCAGGAGACCUUCCCCCUGACGUCAGUGAAACACUACAAAGGGCUACGAGCUUUUACGAGAUGAACUUGUGUUUGGUGAAGGAGCUUGGUGAUCGUGCUGCUCAAGGCAGAGCCUACGGAAACCUGGGCAACACACACUACCUUUUGGGAAACUUUGUGGAAGCCAUCAAGUUCCACAGGCAGCGAUUAUCCAUAGCCAAGGAAUUUGGCGACAAAGCGGCAGAGCGCCGAGCCUACAGCAAUUUAGGGAAUGCACUCAUAUUCCUGGGCCAGUUCAACACGGCCACAGACUACUACAGGAAAACGCUGAAUCUAUCGCGGCAGCUGCGGGACCAAGUGAUGGAGGCUCAGGCCUGCUACAGCCUGGGAAACACCUACACUUUGUUGCAGCAGUAUGAGAGGGCUAUAGAGUAUCACCUGAAGCACCUGUACAUUGCUCAGGAUCUUACCGACAGGGUGGGAGAGGGCCGAGCCUGCUGGAGUCUGGGAAACGCUUACGUGUCUUUAGGGAACCACAAACAAGCUCUCCACUACGCCCGAAAACACCUGGAAAUCUCCAAAGAAAUCGGGGACAGGAAUGGGGAGCUAACAGCCAGGAUGAACGUGGAGCAGUUGAUGGAGGCGUUGGGUGUCAGCGACAGCGACCUUUCACCUUCCAGUUCGGAGUUUGAGAUGCAAGGUGCAAGACCCAAAUUCACCAAGAGGAACAGCAUGGACAGCGUGGAGCUGUGGAAGCUGUCUUCAUACAAGGAUGGCGACGGCCAAGAGAUGGAAUGCAUACCCAGGAGGCCCACAAGUCAGACGUCACAGCCGGGUAAAAGGAAAGGCUAUCCCGACAGUCAGUCAUCUGACGAAAGGCCCUGGUUGGACUCUUCGGUGGACGCUGAUGACAUCACUGUGCAAGUCCUGCCUCCGGUGUCGAAACUGGGCCGUGACCCCUCCGAUGAGGACUGCUUCUUUGACCUGCUCAGCAAGUUCCAAAGCAGCCGCAUGGAUGACCAGCGCUGCCGUCUUGAUGAACCCCACAAUGGCGAUGGUGAAGAAGGCGCUGCCCUGAGUGACAUGAUAGACCCUGCAGUUACCACCUCCCCCCAGACGGAGGAGCUGUUCGACUUGAUCGCCAGCUCUCAGAGUCGCCGCCUCGACGACCAGCGCGUCAACGUGGGAAACCUUCCAGGUCUCAGGAUCACCCAGAACAACCUGGGCCACCUUGUAGGGGAGGGCGAUCAAGAGCCCAGCGAUGACUUCUUCAACAUGCUCAUCAAGUGCCAGUCCUCUCGGAUCAACGAUCAGCGGUGCUCCCCACCAGAAGCAGGCCCCCAUGCCCCCACAGUGCCUGAUGAAGACUUCUUCAGCCUCAUCCAGAGGGUGCAGGCGAAGCGUAUGGAUGAGCAGCGUGUCCACCUGGCUACCGACGAGCAGGACAGCUCGGAAGAGUCUCCCGACCCCGAGCCGCCCGGCGGUUUCCCUAGCUAGGACACGACAAAGUGAGCGCCAAAACGACAAUAAUAGGGUGGCAUGUCAAGGCAGACCCACCUCUUGCAAAAAUGAGUGCAACAGGUGGUGGUGCCAUGUGAAAUUCUGCUCUAAGUCCUAAAUGUACUCCGGUUUCCUCCUACCUUCCAAAAACAUUCAUGUUAGGUUGAUUGGCGACUCUAAAUUGUCCAUAGGUAUGAAUGUGAGUGUGAAUGGUUGUUUGUCUAUGUGUGCCCUGCGAUUGACUGGCGGCCAGUCCAGGGUGUACCCCGCCCCUUUCGCCGAAAGUGGGAUAGGCUCCAACAUACCCACGGCACUAGUGAGAAUAAGCGGCAUAGAAGAUGGGUGGAUGGAUGGAAGUACUAAAUGUGUGUAAAUAUAACAGAAAACAUGCAGCGGUUUUGCACGGUCAUGAGGGGAUUUGUUAACAUUUGAUUGUCACUCUAACAUAAUAACAUCUGAUGCCUUAAUCAGCAUUUUUUUCUCCCCAGACUCAAGAUUGUAUUUGUAGAAGCACACCAACAGUAUAGUUUAGACAUUUUUAACGUUUAGGACUGAUUUCAUUCAUGUUGCAGAGGUCAAUGAUUUGCACUGAAAUCUUAAAACAAAACAAAAAACAAGAAAAAAGCAUUUUUUUACAGAAAUAACUAACAUUUUCUUCAAUGAUUUAUGUGAAGUUGGUUUUUAUUCCGUAAAAAAAAAGUAUACGUGCUAAUAUGCCAAAUCCUUUAGGCAUAAAAAAAAAUUGUGAUUAUCGCUGCUUUUAAGUAUUCAUACAAGACUGGUGUUACUGAUGUUCAGUGACAGUAUUAAGUUAAUUAACGCUAUGCAGUGUAAAAAAAAAAAAAAAAAAGCUCAGUUAAAAACUUGAAACCACUCAUUGAUUCUUCAUUUACUUGAAGACAUUUAUGUGCAUAAUGAAAUCCCACCAUAGAAAAACUGUAAGCAAAAAGCUGCUUCCUUCUUAGUAUGGAGUAUUAGACAAUGCCACAUUCUGCAGAGCGAACACUGCACCCUUGUGAUCAAAGCCCUGUAUUACAUUGUGCAAUUUAAUUUUGUGGGGAUUUUUUUUUCUCCCAACUAUAUUAGUAGAGUCAAUAAUAGUAAUUCUAUAAUUAUAUUGCACUUAAAGUCUGACUAUUCUUCAAGCUCCAUUUUUUUGUUAGGUAAAUGAAAAUGAAAAUCACACAGAAGUCCAUUGUUCGCAGAGGGAGCUUAGGCCAGCGAAACAGCAGAAAGGAGAUUUUUAACUUGAGUAAUGUGACAAUUGCUGCUUUUGUUAUAUGGUUCGGAAAUACUCAAACUACAAGCAGGCUUCUUUAUUUAUUUUAUACACAAAGGUCAUGCAUACCUCAUUUUUGUACCUCAAAAUAUGACUCUGAAGCGACACGUGUCUCUUAGAUAACAUUGGGAGCUGCAGUUAUUCUGUGAAUUAACUUUAUUUUCAUUAAGUACCCGGUACGCUUCUAUUUGUCACUGCCGUAAUUUGUACAUAUUAUAUAAAUAUAUUUUGUAUUUAUGUUCCAUUUGGGGGACGCAAAAGAGUCCCCCAUGCUUUUAAUAAAAAUGUUUAUUAGGUU